AUGCAAGAUCGCUCCUGCUACAAACUGACUCAGGAAGGAGAACGUCUUUUUCGUAUGCAAAAGUAUGAGCAAGGAAUUGAUCUGUUGAAAAAGGCGUUGGAAGUAGGAACAGAUGAUUUCUCGCUACUAUCUGCCAUCUACUGUCAGUUGGGAAAUGCGCACACAAUGCUCAAAGACUACGAGCAAGCUUUGAAAUUUCAUACAUAUGAUAUUCUUGUUGAAAGGUUGAUUGGAAACAAGCCAGGAGAGGCGAAAUCGUGUGCGAAUCUGGGCAACAUCUUCAAAAUGAAGGGAGCCUACAACGACGCGCUCACCUUCACAUUCAAGCAACUGGAUUUCGCCGAAGAGCUCGGGGAUAAAGUUCUCAAAUCCCGUGCAUAUUACAACAUUGCCACCAUCUAUGUUGAACGAGGACGAUGUACCAAGUUGGAAGCCGCCGAGGAACGGAACGACGCCAAAAACGACGAGGCCCAGUCGGACUUUGAGAACGCUGCCAAAUAUUUCAAGUUGAAUCUCGAAGUCGCAGAGGCUCUGGAUGAUCCACUUACGAUGGGCAGAUGCUACGGGAGUCUAGGAAACACUUUCUAUUGUCUUGGAGACUAUGAUCAAUCCAUUGAAUUUCAUAAACGUAGAUUGGAAUUGUCACAACAAUACGGAGAUCGUGCAUCAAUGCGACGGGCACACGCGAAUAUCGCAAAUUGUCAUGCGUUGAAAUCGAACAUGCCUCUGGCUAUUCAGCAUUAUAAACUCGCUUACAACCUGGCUACAGAAAUCGGAAAUAAAACCGAGGAGGCUCAAAUGGCCUACUCGUUGGCCAACGCUCUCUACAUUGGAAAAGAAGUCCAGAAAGCAAUCACAUACUUCCAACGUCAUCUCAAAAUCGCCAGAAGCUUAGAGGACAUCUCCGGACAGCUUCGAUCGUGUUACUCACUUGCUUUGUCAUUUAACAAUCUGUGUGAACGUCGCAAGGCACUCUACUACUUGGUUCUCGCCAAACGGAAUUCACUUCAGGUUAACGACACGAGUGCCAUCCUUGACAUUGAUAAUUUGCUGCACGAAAUUCUGGAGGCCGGACAAGAAAACGUGCUUAUCGACGAUAUCGAGCUCAUAAUCGACCAGUCAGCCGAUCCGGCUCCCGCCGAAAUUGAGCACCGCGAGCUUCGACUUACAUUCUUCCAGAAGAGAAAUAUCAACGACAGACCAGUUAAUACGCCCGAGGAUCCACUCGCUGAGGAUCGGUACGAGAAGGAGGAGUUCUUCGAUAUGCUAGCAAAGUUGCAGUCAAAAAGGAUGAACGAUCAACGAGUAGAUGCAUCGGUUCUCAACGCGAACAUCGACUUCAGAGUCCGCCAAACCGACACAGAGCCCGACAACUCGUCGACAGACGGGUCCGAAGUUCUAAUCGACUUGAUUCUGAACGCUCAAGAACGCAGAAUGGACGACCAGAGAGCCCCAUUCUUGCCAGGCCUUAAUCCCAACGGACAAAUCAUACUUCGCCGUCUCAACACCGAUCAAGGAAACGAGGAGCUUGACGACCAUUUGGUUGAGUGGCUGAUGCGUGUGCAAAGCCAACGACUCGACGAGCAGCGCAGCGAGCUGCCACCAAUCAAACCGGAAGGACAGGAAGAACUCGAUAAAAAGAAAGAAGAAGACGUGACCGCCAUUGUAAUGCGUAUGCAAGCCGGUCGCCUUGAAGACCAAAGAGCUCACCUGCCCACCAUUCCGACUUCUAAGAACUAG
Caenorhabditis briggsae is the source of this 1740-nucleotide messenger RNA. RefSeq names its product Protein CBR-AGS-3 (gene Cbr-ags-3). NCBI's taxonomy places the organism in Eukaryota, Metazoa, Nematoda, Chromadorea, Rhabditida, Rhabditidae. Gene Ontology annotation, molecular function: GTPase regulator activity; protein binding. The coding region runs from base 1 to 1740 and encodes 579 amino acids. The record is from RefSeq and is a predicted model, not a curated record. The transcript is spliced from 14 exons.